This is a messenger RNA of Rotaria sordida, 1347 nucleotides long. The record is from the annotation of a GenBank genome assembly. Lineage: Eukaryota; Metazoa; Rotifera; Eurotatoria; Philodinida; Philodinidae.
AUGUCAAGUGAUAUCUCCAAUAUCUUAAUUGCAUGUCUUGAUGUCGAUUCUUCAUUAAUGUCAUCAGAUUCAUCGUACUUAGUGAAAUUAUUUGAUGAUGAAUGUGUUUGUAUCACUGAUCUGCUAUCUAUAACUGAUAGAUAUGUUUAUUUCAUUGUAUCAAGUUCAGUUGGUAAAUAUAUUGUUCCAUUAAUUUAUCAACAUCGAUGUGUCGAACAAAUAUAUAUAUAUUGUCCAGAUGAUAAUCAAUCAGAUCCUUCAUGGACGACUCAUUUUCCAAAAAUUAAAGAUUGUUGGAUUGAUUAUAGUAUACUUGUUUCUCAAGUAUAUAAAGAUAUCGAAUCGAUCCUUUCGCGAUCAUCACUCUGGUCAAACGAAGAAUUAAUUGAUAGAUGUUAUACUCAAACUUUACUUAAACCAUCGAAUUGGUCUUUCUUACGAGAACAAUUUCCUCAAAAUCUUCUUGAUAUCCAACAACUGCUGAAGACUAUUGAUCAAUGUUUUGCUGAAUUGUCUCCGACGACUUCAUCUGCUGUUGUCUAUCGAGUUCAAUUUUUAUGCGACGAAGACUUAAAAAUAAUAACUGAAAAUGUUAAAGAACUGGUUGCUUUUCAUACAUAUCUGUUGGCUACAAAAGAUUUAUUGACGGCGAGAACAAUUGCACGACAAGCUGCUGAUCGUGGAUUGAUGGUUAUCAUAUUUCAAAUUGAUAUUCCUGCACAGACGCGUGUACUAGAACUAAACAAUAAUCGGUUAAUGUUUUCAUUUGGCAGUAUUUUUUCAGUUCGAUCUGUCGAUUUAGCACCUGAUGGUGUCUGGUAUGCUCAAUUAAAAUAUGAUGAUUCGGAUUUUCAAUCAAUUCAAGCACGAUUACAGCUGCAAAUUGGUGAACAACUCACUUGGUUAACACUCGGCAACUAUCUGUGCGCUCUGAAUCACUUCAAUGAAGCUAAAUCGUACUAUGAUUAUCUAAUAAGUGCACUGCCCAAAAAUCAUCAGGCACUUCCAUCAAUUUAUAACAAUAUGGGAUUAAUGUUUGCAGGAUCAGGUGAUGAUAAAAAAGCAGCAACAUAUUUCGAAACCGCCAUGAAUUUACUAGAUAAGAUGCCUCCAAAUACAGAUCAGAAUUCACAAGGUGUUUGUUUGAGAAAUUUAUCUCAAAUAAUCGAAGAUAUAACAGCUGUUGAUUAUUGCAUAUUGUAUGAUAAAAUGGCUGAGGUGUAUCUUCGACAAUUGAAAGUUGAAGAAGCUCUGAAAUGUUAUCGAAAGGCACUUGAAUUAGCGACUGAUCCUUUAUCGCGUAUUCAUUUUGAACAAAAGAUUAAAAAUAUUCUUGCUUCUAUAUAA